GAGGGCUGCGCGGCGCUCUCUGGCUCCAGCCUGGGCUCCCCGUGCGACUCUCCCAGCCGCGGGCCCAUUUCGGGCUCUGGCGGGACCCGGCAGGAGGCGCGCCGAGCUCCUGGCGCUUUCUGAAGUUGUCCGCGGUAGCCUGCUGGGCGCUGACGGUGUACCUCUCGGGCUGACCUGUCGGAGCUCUAACGCCCGGACCAUGCUAGGAGCCCGGACACGGACCCCGGGUGUCGCCACCCGAGCGCGCGGAACAGCGAGCGCCACCGACUCUCAGCGGGUACCUGCGCCGCCGCCCGGGCUGCUGCUGCUGCUCCUGACUCUGGUAAGCCGGCUCUCUGCGCAGCCCGUUGCCCCCGGCCGAGUGCUGCUGUCCUCGGGUCUCCUGGGGGCUUCAGGGCUGCCUGCGGAAGAGGCUAUUGUGCUGGCGAACCGCGGACUCCGGGUGCCCUUCGGUCGCGAGGUCUGGCUGGACCCGCUGCACGACCUAGUGCUGCAGGUGCAGCCCGGCGACCGCUGCGUGGUGGCUGUGCUCGACAACGACGCGCUGGCCCAGCGGCCUGGCCGCCUGCGCCCCAAGCGCUUCCCUUGCGACUUCGGCCCGGGUGAGGUGCACUACUCGCACCUGGGCGCGCGCAGCCCUUCGCGGGACCGCGUCCGACUGCAGCUGCGCUACGACUCCCCGGGAGGGGCGACAGUGCUGCCUCUGGUACUGGAGGUGGAAGUAGUCUUCACUCAGCUGGAGGUCGUGACUCGAAAUUUACCCCUGGUCGUGGAAGAGCUGCUGGGGACUAGCAAUGCCCUGGAUGCACGGAGCUUGGAGUUCGCCUACCAGCCCGACACGGAGGAGUGCCGCGUGGGCAUCCUGUCUGGCCUGAGCGCGCUGCCUCGCUACGGAGAACUUCUCCACUACCCGCAGGUUCCUGCAGGAGCCGGAGAGGAAAGCGCCCCCGAGCCCCUCUUGAUGCACUGCAAAGCUUUUCAGGAGCUGGGCGUGCGUUACCGCCACACGGCCCCUGGUCGCUCACCCAACAGGGACUGGGUGCCCAUGGUGGUGGAGCUGCGUGCUCGGGGGGCCCCUGUGGGCAGCCCUGCUUUAAAACGCGAGCACUUCCAAGUGCUGGUGAGGAUCCGUGGAGGGGCGGAGAACACCGCACCCAAGCCGAGCUUUGUGGCCAUGAUGAUGAUGGAGGUCGACCAGUUUGUGCUCACUGCCCUGACUCCAGACAUGCUGGCGGCCGAGGACGCGGAGGCGCCCCCGGACCUCCUGGUCUUCAACCUCACCUCCUCCUUCCAGCCUGGCCAGGGCUACUUGGUGAGCACCGACGACCGCAGCCUGCCUCUCUCCUCCUUCACUCAGCGGGAUCUGCGCCUCCUGAAGAUUGCCUACCAGCCCCCCUCUGAAGACUCUGACCAGGAGCGGCUGUUCCAACUGGAACUAGAGGUAGUAGACCCCGAAGGAGCUGCCUCAGACCCUUUCACCUUCAUGGUAGUGGUGAAGCCCAUGAACACCUUGGCUCCAGUGGUCACCCGGAACACUGGUCUGAUUCUCUAUGAGGGGCAGUCCCAGCCACUCACAAGUCCUGCAAACAGUGGACCACAAAACUUGGUCAUCAGUGAUGAAGACGACCUGGAAGCAGUGCGACUGGAAGUGGUGGCCGGGCUUCGGCACGGGCACCUUUUCAUUCUGGGUGCUUCCAGGGAUGGCUCCGCUCCCAAGGCCUUUACAGUGGCCGAGCUGGCAGCUGGCCAGGUGAUUUACCAGCACGACGACAGAGACGGCUCCCUGAGCGACAACCUGGUGCUGCGCAUGGUGGAUGGAGGAAGCAGGCACCAGGUGCAGUUUCUGUUCCCCAUCACCUUAGUGCCUGUGGAUGACCAACCACCUGUUCUCAACGCCAACACGGGGCUGACACUGGCAGAGGGUGAAACAGUGCCCAUCCCACCCUUUGCUCUAAGCGCAACCGACAUGGAUUCAGAGGACUCUCAGCUGCUCUUUGUGCUGGAGUCACCCUUCUCCACUUCAGGGUACCUGCUUCUCCGCCAAACUCAUCCUCCCAGUGACGACCAGGAACUGAUCACAGGCCUUUGGAGGAAGCAUGGAGAAUAUUAUGAGCGAAAAGUAAUGGAGUGGCAGCAGAAGGACAUAACAGAGGGGAGGCUGUUCUACCGGCACUCUGGACCCCAUAGUCCUGGGCCAGUGAUGGACCAGUUCACAUUUAGAGUCCAGGAUAACCAUGACCCGCCUAAUCGAUCUAGACUACAAAGGUUUGUGAUUCGAGUUCAUCCUGUGGAUCACCUCCCUCCAGAGCUGGGCACUGGCUGUCCCCUUCGGAUGGUGGUACAAGAAUCCCAGCUCACACCACUGAGGAAAAAGUGGCUGUGCUACACUGACUUGGACACAGAUGACCGAGAACUUCAGUACACAGUGACACAGCCCCCUAUGGAUACCGAUGAAAACCACUCACCAGCCCCACUGGGCACACUGGUCCUCACAGACAACCCCUCAGUGGUGGUGACCCAUUUCACCCAAGCCCAGAUCAACCACCAUAAAAUUGCAUACAGCCCUCCAAGUGAAGAGCUGGGAGUGGCUGCCCGAGUGGCCCAGUUCCAGUUCCAGGUGGAGGACCGAGCUGGGAACGUGGCUCCUGGUACUUUCACCCUUUAUUUGCAGCCUGUGGACAAUCAGCCUCCAGAUAUUCUUAACACUGGUUUCACUAUUCAGGAGAAAGGCCACCACACUCUGAGUGAAACUGAGUUACAUGUGACUGAUGUGGACACUGACGUGGCCCAUAUCUCUUUCACUCUUACACAGGCACCCAAACAUGGCCAUAUGCAAGUGUCUGGACAGAUAUUGCCUGUAGGAGGGCUCUUCUACUUGGAGGACAUAAAACAGGGCCGAAUUUCCUAUGUUCAUAAUGGGGAUAUAUCCUUGGCUGAUAGCUGCUCUUUGGAGGUCAGUGAUAGACACCACGUGGUACCAAUCACCCUCAGAGUGAAUAUUCGGCCAGUGGACCACGUGGUACCCAUGCUAAGCUUUCCUACUGGUACUGUGGAGUCCUAUCUAGAUGUUUUAGAAAAUGGAGCUACUGAAAUCACUGCCAGCAUUAUUAAGGGGACUAAUGAGUACACUGAUGAUUUGAUGCUGACUUUUCUGUUAGAAGAUCCCCCCUUGUAUGGAGAGAUCUUGGUCAAUGGAGCUCCAGCAGAGCAGUUCACCCAAAGGGACAUCUUGGAAGGCUCUGUUGUUUAUGCCCACACCAGUGGUGAGAUUGGUCUGUUGCCCAAAGCGGAUUCUUUUAACCUGAGUCUGUCAGCUAUGUCUCAAGAAUGGAGAAUCCGUGGCACUAUUAUUCAGGGUGUUACCGUGUGGGUAACCAUCCUCCCUGUGGAUAGUCAGUCUCCCAUAAUUUCUGUGAGUGAACAGUUUGUAGUACUAGAAGGUGACAAAAGUGUUAUCACCUCAGCACAUAUAAGUGCUGAAGAUGUUGACUCCAUGAAUGAUGACAUCUUGUGUACCAUAGUCAUUCAGCCGACUUCAGGUUAUGUUGAAAACAUCUCUCCAGCUCCAGGUUCUGAGAAAUCAAGGGCUGGCAUUGCCAUAAGUGCCUUUUCUCUAAAGGAUCUCAGGCAGAGUCACAUUAACUACGUCCAGAGUGUCCACAAGGGUGUGGAACCUGUGGAAGAUCGAUUUGUAUUUCGCUGUUCUGAUGGCAUUAACUUUUCAGAGAGACAGUUUUUCCCCAUUGUAAUCAUCCCCACCAAUGAUGAACAACCCGAAAUGUUCAUGAGAGAAUUUAUGGUGAUGGAGGGCAUGAGUCUGGUGAUCGACACUCCCAUUCUCAAUGCUGCAGAUGCUGACAUCCCCCCCGAUGACUUAACUUUCACUAUUACCCAAUUUCCCACUCACGGUCAUAUCAUGAACCAGCUAAUAAAUGGCACGAUUUUGGUCGAAAGCUUCACCUUGGACCAGAUCAUAGAGAGUUCCAGCAUUAUUUAUGAGCAUGAUGACUCUGAGACCCAGGAAGACAGUUUUGUGAUUAAACUAGCAGAUGGCAGGCACUCUGUGGAAAGGAUGGUCCUCAUCAUGGUCAUUCCUGUUGAUGAUGAGACUCCCAGGAUGGCCAUCAAUACUGGACUGGAAGUAGAGAUUGGGGAGACCAAAAUCAUCAACAACAAAAUAUUAAUGGCAACUGACUUAGACUCUGAAGACAAAUCGUUGGUUUAUAUUAUUCGUUCUGGGCCUGAACAUGGCUUAUUACAGAGACAAAAGCUUACAGGUGCCUUUGAAAAUGUCACCCUGGGCAUGAAUUUUACCCAGGAUGAAGUGGACAGGAACUUAAUUCAGUAUGUCCACCGUGGGCAGGAGGGCAUCCGAGACUUAAUUAAAUUUGAUGUGACUGAUGGGAUAAAUCCCCUCAUAGAUCGUUACUUUUAUGUAUCUGUUGGGAGCAUUGACAUCGUCUUCCCUGAUGUCAUAAGCAAGGGCGUGUCUUUGAGAGAAGGUGGGAAAGUCACCCUCACAACAGACCUACUAAGCACAAGUGACUUGAACAGUCCUGAUGAAAAUUUAGUUUUUACUAUCACCAGGGCGCCCACAAGAGGCCACUUGGAGUGCACUGAUCACCCUGGAGUGUCCCUCACAUCUUUCACUCAGCUACAGUUAGCUGGCAACAAAAUAUACUACAUCCACACUGCAGAAGAUGAGGUGAAGAUGGACAGUUUUGAGUUCCAAGUCACCGAUGGCCAUAACCCUGUAUUCCGAACCUUCCGAAUUUCCAUCAGUGAUGUGGACAACAAAAAGCCAGUGGUCACCAUCCAUAACUUGGUCGUCAGUGAAGGUGAAAGCAAGAUGAUCACUCCCUUUGAACUCACUGUUGAAGACAGAGAUACCCCUGACAAACUCUUGAAAUUUACUGUCACCCAGAUGCCAGUCCAUGGUCAUCUGCUCUUCAACAAUACCAGGCCUAUUAUUGUCUUUACCAAGCAAGACUUGAAUGAAAACUUAAUCAGUUACAAACAUGAUGGCACAGAGUCCAUUGAAGACAGCUUCUCCUUCACAGUGACUGAUGGUACUCACACGGACUUCUAUGUUUUUCCUGACACAGUAUUUGAAACAAGGAGACCUCAGAUGAUGAAGAUCCAGGUCUUAGCUGUUGAUAAUAAUGCCCCUCAGAUUGCAGUGAAUAAAGGGGCCUCUACACUUCGCACUCUGGCCACUGGCCAUUUGGGUUUCAUGAUCACAAACAAAAUAUUGAAAGUGGAGGACAGAGACAGUCUACACUUUUCUCUUCGGUUUGUUGUGACAGAGGCCCCUCAUUAUGGCUAUCUCCUGAACCUGGGCAGAGGCAACCACAGCAUCAUUCAGUUCACCCAAGCUGACAUUGAUGACAUGAAAAUAUGCUAUGUCUUAAGAGAUGGGGCCAAUGCCACAAGUGAUACAUUCCAUUUUACAGUUGAAGAUAGUGGUGGCAACAAGUUGGCCAACCAGCAUUUUCGCCUGAAUUGGGCCUGGAUCUCCUUUGAAAAGGAAUAUUACCUGGUCAAUGAAGACUCCAAAUUUCUAGAUGUCGUUCUUAAACGUAGAGGCUAUUUGGGAGAAACUUCAUUUAUAAGUAUCAGCACACGCGAUGGGACCGCAGAGAAAGAUAAAGACUUCAAGGGCAAAGCACAGAGGCAAGUGCAGUUCAACCCGGGCCAGAGCAGGGCCACGUGGCGAGUGCGGAUCCUGAGCGACGGGGAACACGAACAGUCAGAGACCUUCCACGUGGUCCUCUCGGAGCCCGUGCUGGCGGCCCUGGAGUUCCCGUCAGCGACCACAGUGGAAAUCAUCGACCCAGGGGACGAGUCAACGGUGUUCAUUCCUCAGUCUGAGUAUUCCGUUGAAGAAGAUGUGGGGGAGCUGCUCAUUCCCAUCAGGAGGAGCGGAGACGCCAGCCGGGAGCUCAUGGUGCUCUGCUCCACACAGCAAGGAACAGCCACAGGGACGGUGCCCACCUCAGUGCUGUCCUACUCCGAUUACAUAUCCAGGCCCGAGGACCACACCAGUGUCGUCCGCUUUGACAAAGAUGAGCGGGAGCGAAUGUGCAGGAUCGUUGUGAUUGACGACUCCUUGUAUGAGGGGAAGGAGACGUUCCGAGUCCUUCUGAGCAUGCCCAUGGGCGGGAGGCUGGGCACCGAGUUCCCGGGGACUCAGGUCACCAUCCUUCCCGACAAAGAUGACGAGCCUACCUUCUACUUCGGGGAUGUGCAGUACUCUGUGGAUGAGAGCGCUGGCUACGUGGAGGUGCGGGUGUGGAGAGUGGGCACCGAUCUCUCCAGGCCUUCCAGCGUCACAGUGAGAUCUCGGAAAACGGACCCACCCUCUGCAGAUGCUGGAACAGACUACGUGGGAAUCAGUCGUAGCUUAGAUUUUGCCCCUGGAGUCAACAUGCAGACUGUCCGUGUCACCAUUCUGGAUGACCUCGGACAGCCAGUGCUGGAAGGAAUCGAGAAAUUUGAGCUGGUGCUCCGGAUGCCUGUGAAUGCUGCCCUCGGAGAGCCCAGCAAGGCCACAGUGUCCAUAAAUGACUCUGUCUCUGAUUUGCCUAAGAUGCAGUUCAAAGAACGCGUAUACACUGGCAGCGAAGGCGAGGGGCGGAUAGCAGCCGUGAUCCACCGGAGUGGAGACACCCAGCACGAGUCCUCCGUGAGGUGCUACACACGGCAGGGGUCCGCGCAGGUGAUGGUGGACUUUGAAGAGCGUCCCAAUACUGACAUCUCAGUCAUCACGUUCCUUCCCAGUGAGACUGAAAAGCCCUGCAUCCUGGAGCUGAUGGAUGACACACUGUACGAGGAGGUGGAGGAGCUCCGCCUGGUGCUUGGCUCACCACAAAGCACUGCCACCUUUGGGGCUGCCAUUGGUGAAAACAAUGAGACUCUGAUAAGGAUCCACGAUAAUGCUGACAAGACUGUGAUUAAAUUUGGAGAAACCAAAUUUAGCGUCACAGAGCCCAAAAAGCCAGGAGAGUUGGUGGUUGUAAAAAUUCCAGUGAUCCGCCAAGGAGACACGUCUCAAGUUUCCAUCGUGAGGGUCCACACAAAAGAUGGCUCAGCUACCUCUGGGGAGGACUAUUACCCGGUGUCAGAAGAAAUUGAGUUUAAGGAAGGAGAAACCCAGCACACUGUUGAAAUUGAAGUAAUCUUCGAUGGCAUAAGAGAGAUGCGAGAGGCCUUCACUGUUCACCUAAAACCUGAUGAAAAUAUGAUAGCAGAGACCCAGGUUACCAAAGCCAUUGUGUACAUAGAAGAAAUGAACAGCUUGGCAGAUGUUACUUUCCCUUCUGUUCCUCAAAUUAUGUCUCUGCUGCUCUAUGAUGACACCUCCAGAGCGAAGGAGGGUGCCAGACCCAUGUCGGGUUAUCCCGUCAUCUGCAUUACGGCAUGCAACCCCAAAUAUUCCGACUAUGACAAGACAGGCUCCAUCUGUGCAAGCGAGAGCAUCAAUGACACUCUGACCCAGUACCGGUGGCUGAUCAGUGCUCCUGCAAGCCCCGAUGGCGUCACCAGCCCCAUGAGAGAGGUGGACUUCGACACGUUUUUUACAUCGUCCAAGAUGAUCACUUUAGACUCCAUAUACUUUCAGCCAGGCUCCCGGGUGCAGUGUGCGGCCCGUGCUGUAAACACCAAUGGCGACGAAGGUCUCGAGCUGCUGAGCCCCAUCAUAACCAUUGGCAGAGAGGAAGGUCUCUGCCAGCCCCGCAUGCCUGGCGUAGUGGGUGCCGAACCAUUCUCAGCUAAGUUACGCUACACCGGCCCCCAGGACCCAGAUCACCCAAAUCUCAUCAAGCUCACAGUCACCAUGCCACACAUAGAUGGCAUGCUUCCUGUCAUCUCCACCAGAGAGCUGUCCAACUUUGAGCUGACCCUCAGCCCUGACGGCACGAGGGUGGGGAACCACAAGUGCUCUAACCUUCUGGAUUACACAGAAGUGAGGACCCACCAUGGCUUCUUGACUGACGCUACAAAAAACCCAGAAAUGGUUGGCGAGUCGUAUCCUUACCAGUACAGCGCGCCCCUCAGAGGCUCCAGCACUUUACGCUUCUACCGGAACCUGAACCUAGAGGCCUGUCUGUGGGAGUUUGUCAGCUACUACGACAUGUCGGAGCUUCUCACAGACUGCGGAGGCACCAUCGGGACCGAUGGACAGGUCCUAAACCUAGUGCAGUCCUAUGUGACGCUGCGUGUUCCUCUGUAUGUUUCCUACGUGUUCCAUUCCCCAGUGGGGGUAGGAGGCUGGCAGCAUUUUGAUCUGAAGUCAGAGCUUCGUUUGACUUUUGUAUACGACACUGCCAUCCUGUGGGACGACGGGAUUGGCAGCCCCUCAGAGGCUGAGCUCCAAGGUUCUCUCUACCCCACCAGCAUGCGCAUCGGGGAGGAGGGGCGCCUGGCCGUGCACUUCAAGACCGAGGCCCAGUUCCACGGGUUGUUUGUGCUGUCCCACCCCGCCUCCUUCACAAGCUCUGUGGUGGUGUCAGCUGAUCAUCCUGGCCUGACUUUUUCCCUCCGUCUCGUAAGGAGUGAACCGACAUACAACCAGCCUGUGCAGCAGUGGAGCUUUGUGUCCGACUUUGCAGUACGAGAUUACUCAGGGACUUACACUGUAAAGCUGGUGCCAUGUACCACGUCUUCCAGUCAGGAGUACCGUCUGCCUGUCACCUGCAGCCCAAGAGAGCCUGUCACCUUUGACCUGGAUAUUCGAUUCCAACAGGUCAGCGAUCCUGUGGCAGCUGAGUUUAGCUUGAAUACCCACAUGUAUCUACUGUCCAAGAAGAGCCUCUGGCUGUCUGAUGGAUCCAUGGGAUUCGGGCAAGAAAGUGAUGUUGCUUUUGCCGAAGGUGACACAAUUUACGGUCGUGUCAUGGUAGACCCCGUCCAGAAUCUCGGUGACUCCUUCUACUGCAGCAUCGAGAAGGUGUUCCUUUGCACUGGAGCAGACGGCUACGUUCCCAAGUACAGCCCGACCAAUGCAGAGUACGGCUGCCUGGCUGACUCCCCCUCACUCCUGUACAGAUUUAAAAUUGUGGAUAAGGCUCAGCCCGAGACCCAAGCUACUGGCUUUGGAAAUGUUCUCUUCAAUGCCAAACUGGCAGCAGAUGACCCAGAAGCUGUUCUCCUAGUGAAUCAGCCUGGAUCUGAUGGAUUUCAAGUGGACUCAACUCCCCUCUUUCAGGUUGCUCUAGGCCGGGAAUGGUAUAUACACACCAUUUAUACAGUAAGAUCAAAAGACAACACCAAUCGAGGCAUUGGCAAAAGAAGCGUGGAAUACCAGCACCAUGCUCUGGUACAGCACGGGAAACCCCAGGAGAUGCCCAAGAGCAGAAGGAAGAGGGAGAUCAGGAGCAUGCCCCCACUGGCCUGGGAAAUUGGUGCUGAAAACAACCGAGGAACAAACAUCCAGCACAUUGCACUGGACCGCACAAGCAGGAGGCAGGUCCCUCAAGGGAGAGUUCCUCCUGAUGGUGUCCUGCCCCGUGAGCUCAGCAGCCCCACCUCUGAGCUCAGCCUGGUCACUGUUGGGGGAGGCAUUGCAGUGGGCUUGCUCACCAUCUGCCUCACUGUCAUUGCAGCAGUGAUGUGUAAGAACAAGAAAAGCACCCGUGGGAAGGACACCCCAAAGGGCUCAGGCCACAUGAAGCCCACGGUGUCCUCACAGAUCCACUGCAGCGACAGCUCAGAGGUGUGAUGCCCACACGUCAAAUUCAGCCUUCUUCUCAAGUGCCUCAGAAAGACUAAAAUAGAACCCCAAAUGCUUCUGACUGACAGCAGAAAAUUGGGGGUUUCUGUGAUGGAGCUGCUCAGAGAAUCUGACUGGACUAAUACACUUUGAUGGAGUUUUGUCUACUCUCUAUAUAUCAAAGGACAAAUUCAGGCCACAGCUUUUCUUUUCUCCAUGGGACAGCAGCAGUAUACUCAGACCUACACAGGCAGAGCCAUGGAUGGAUAGAAGCACACUUAUUUUACACAUGUUCUCUAGACAGUGGAGGUAAACCUCAUCAAAGGUGCUAACACUCUCACUGGAGCUUGAGAGGAGUCCAUUGUUAUGUUGGUGUGAACUUUGAAGGUACAGUUCUCACACUGUUUAUUCAUUGUAUAAUCCAUAAUCACUAGAAAGUUUUUAGUUGGUAGUCUGGAAGACUGACAAACAUGCACUGUUUAUUCAUUGUUUAUUAUGACAAGUUUUCCAAUAGGUGAAGACAGCAUAGAAUUAUGACCAGGGCUAACUGAAACCACAAAUAACCUUUUCCACUAUUUGGAAAAGAGUAGAAAGAAAGAUAGAAAUGAACUCAUUGGCUUGGAUUUGAAUUGCUUUUCAUCCUCCUCAAAUCCUCCUUGCUUCAUUUGCUAUUUAAUUUUAAAUUAAACCAAAGAAUAUGUUAAUUUUAGGAAAGAAUUUUUUAUGAGUCGAACUCUUGCAUAGCAAUGUAUCUUAUUGGUGCUCAACACUUGUGGGAAAUCAGUGAAGAGGUGACCUUUUUAUGAUAAACAACAUAGAGUCAGAUUCACUACAAGACAAUGUUCUGUAAGAACUGAGCCUAGAUAUUUGCAGUAUUGAACCCACAAAUGAUAAUGAGAAACAGCUUUACAGAUGGUGAAGGGAGAAAGUGCUAUUUAUUAAUAGAGAGAGUAUAAUCAGUAUGACUUGUACACAUACUUUGUAGACUGAAAGAACAUUUUGACAGGUGAUGAAGUUGCCCUCAGAGCUACACAGCAGGACAAAAACAUCCAGAACUUAAAUUGGUUGUAGGAUAUUUUAUUAGCUUUCUAAUUAUAUCUGAUCAAAACAGUAGAAAUCCCUGCAGUGUCAUCCAAGAAAUUGGUCUUGCAGGUGGCUCACCUACUGAUCAGAUUCUUACUUCAUUUGACCAAAAAGCAUCAUUCUUUGGCAUCCCAGUUCAGUGAGUUGGGGCUACGUGCUCCCUCUUACUCUCUGAAUAUAAUUUGUUAGCACUGCUAAUCAUCCACCAUAUAAAACCAAGCAAGUGGAAUGAGCUUCCUUAGCAAGCCUCCCAUUGCCUAUCUGCACAACUCUUUUUUUUUUUUUUUUUUUAAUCACAUGGUAGGAAUUGUGGUGGAGAAGUAAAAACUUCAGUAGUGGUGUGGCUAGUCUUCCAAAAGCUGCCAAAUGUAUUUAAAGCAAAAUCAAGUUUGGGAGAAAAAAAGUGAUUUCCAAAGAUGAGGCCUUGAGAUGCUGCCUGGAAUUUCUUCCCCUUCCCAGGAGUCUCUUACUAAUUGGACGUCCUAGUGGAAAAGAGAUCUCUGGAGGGAAGAUGCCUCCUCAAGUGAGCAGGCAUGUUACCCUGAGCAUCUGCACACACCAGCCAACUCUUGAUUGAGGGAAGGAAGCUCUCCUAGUACAGGAGCACAAGGGAAACAUGCCUAAUCCUUGCAUCUCUGUCUUUCAGGCCUUUCAUAUUCAAAGUCUUCUAAUGAAUAAAGUAGGCUGUAGGAUCUUCAGUUGGGCAGUCUGCAAGUAUCACCAACAUCUCAGAGAGUUCCCCCAAGAAGUUACAUAAACAGAAAAUACUGCAUAGCCCUGGAGCUCAUUCAUCAAUAUAAGUCAUAGUAUUUUCUUAAUUAUCCCUUUUCUUUUGCUUUGUCUUCUGGCAUGCUUAGCUACUUUUUUGGCUACCUCAUAAUUUGCAUGGGAAUUAACAUGAAUUAAGCAGCUUCAGAUUAAAUAUGGGCUUUUUACUAUUGAACACUGAGUUUAAUGUGUGAAACUUUAGAACAAAGAUCCUUAAUCAACUUUCUGAUAUGCUAGUAGUUAAGCAAUUCAUAGUCUGGCUGUCUUCCGGUCUCUGUCAGUGAAUACAGUAAUCAGAAAAACAUCAUUAUGGCCAGUCUGUUUUGAACCUUCCAAUCAGGAUAGCUUUACACUAAAUUUCAUUCCACAAUUUGUUGUUCUAAUGUGGUUAUAAUCUAUAAAUUGGAGAGCUUAUUAAAUAUAAAACAAGUAUAUCCUUUUCUAAUCAAAAGAAAUUUAUCCACCUCUGUCCAUCUCUUCUCUUUAUCUGCUUUCUAUUCUUCUUUCCUUUAUCCUCUUGGAAAAAGAGAGGGUCUGUGAGAAAUAGAUAAUGCUCUUCUAAGUAAAAAUUAUUUGGAUUUUUGCUUCAUUUUUAAAAAAAAAUCUAUUUAGUAAAUGAAUGAUUUCCCAUACAUUAAAACCUUUCUCUGUAGGAAAAAUGAGAUAAGAUUUUUUUGUGAAAUAAAAUAGAUCCUUAGUUUCAAAGUUUUGUUUUUAGUGCUGUUCUUGUAUUACCAGAACAAAUACAUAAAAUAACUUACCCUAGAGAACAGGAUGUAAGCAGCAAUAGCUCCUUAGUUACUCAGUACCUCUUGGCCCUAAACAAGAUCUUGUUGAUAUUAAAUAGUAAAACCAUAAAAUGAAAAAAAUCAUUACCAUUCAUAUUUAUAUCUUGUAAGAAUGUGAACCAUAAAGUAUUAAAAUACAUAAAUAGUGUAAUGAUGGCCUCAUUUAUUCAUAUUCAUUUCCUUAGUUGACAUUUAUUGAGGGCUCACCUAACAUUGAUUAGUCAUUCUGAGAAACUCUGUAGAAAGCCAGCUACUUUACCUGUCCUCAGUGAGCUGAUAGUUACCUGAGGCUCUUUCUCGAGACUGACAUGUCAGGAUUUACAUCAGGUUCUCCUCUGGACCAAGAAUACAUGAUGCAUAUCUGUGAAACACAAUUUAAAAAUCUCUCCAGAGCACAAAUAAUACAAUCUACUCUCUUCCUCUACAAAAGCCUUGUCUGUUAUAAGUCACUCUAAUCACAGAUGAAAUACAAAAUAUUUCCAACCAUCUACUUGAUGGUUUAUUUA
Molecule: messenger RNA, 12857 nt
Organism: Octodon degus (degu)
Lineage: Eukaryota; Metazoa; Chordata; Mammalia; Rodentia; Octodontidae
Gene: Frem2
Product: FRAS1 related extracellular matrix protein 2
Exons: 24
Coding region: 200-9721 (3173 amino acids)
Biological process (GO): cell communication
Cellular component (GO): membrane
Source: RefSeq, a predicted model, not a curated record